GCGAGCCACUGCUGAGGAGGUCAGCGUCUCUCCUGGCCCAAGCCAUGAGGUCCCUGGUAGCCUUCAUCUGCCUAGCUCAGCUUCUGAGCUGGGCCGCUGCUCGGAGUCCCGUGCCCCCCGUGAGGGACCCGAACUGUGACGACCUAGAUGUGGAACAAGCCGCCUUGGCGGCCGUGCAGUAUGUCAACAACAACCACAGGCACGGGUACAAGUACACCCUGAAUCAGGUGGACAAGGCCAGAGUGUACCAGCGGAGGCCCUCGGGAGAGAUAUACCUACUGGAGAUAGACUUGUUGGAGACCACCUGCCACGUGCUGGACCCAACCCCACUGGAAAACUGCACUGUGAGGCAGCUGGCAGAGCACGCUGUGGAAGGAGACUGUGAUGUCAGCGUGCUGAAAGUCGAUAACCAGCUUAUAGUAACGAAUGCCAAAUGCGAGUCCAGUCCAGACUCAGCAGAAGACGUUCACAAAAUCUGCCCCAACUGUCCCCUGCUGGCCCCCCUCAACGACACCAAGGUGGUCCACGCUGUUGACGCUGCCCUGACUGCCUUCAAUGCCCAGAACCACAGCAACUAUUUCAAGCUGCUGGAGAUCUCCAGGGCUCAGUACUCACCCCUUCAGUCUUCAGUCUAUACAGAGUUUGUGACUGUGCCCACUGACUGUGCGCCCACAGGCGUGACUGACCCGGCCGCCUGCAACCCGCUGCCAAACCAGCAUGGCUUCUGCAAGGCUACACUCACCGAGAAAGCCGGCGGCGGGGAGGAUGUCGCUGCCACCUGCACCGUCUUCGCAGCUGCGCCUGACGUUCCCGCACCCCAACCUGAUGGAGCAGGACCCUCCCCGGGACCCGCUGUGGCUGCCGGACCCGCUGUGGCUCUUGGACCUCUUCUGGUGGACGCACCUGCUGUACUUCCUGCAAAGCCCAUUUUGAGCCACUUGCCCCAUCACGACCUCAGACAUUCUAUUGUUGGGGGGGGCUCCUUCGAAUCUGCCUCUGGAGAGCGUGGCCUUAAUGCCGGGCCCGUGGCACCAGGGCCCGUGGCACCAGGGCCCGGGCCCGCCGCAGCAGCGAUCCCUCUCUGUCCAGGACGGAUCAGGCAUUUCAAGGUCUAAUCUCCUUCCCAGCUCUGGAAUUAAGCCAUUGAUGCCAAGUUUUCCUAUCUUCACAACUAUAGCUGAGGGGGAUAGGAAACAGGGGCGCCAUUUUGUCAAAACUGGGGACUGGGGUGGGAGUUCAGGGAGGAAACGGCCUUUUUUGGGUGUUUCUCCUAGCUCAGGCUGGGGGGGGGCAAGAAAAAAAUGUCUAAAUCCUCCUUCCUUCCCAUCCCUUCUAAGACAGGAGGGGACGGAGGGAUGGUCACAUUGGAUGGGCAGGGCUAGAGACUCCCCAGUCCUGAGCAAGGCUCCCCGUGCCCUGACUUGACACCCAAUAGACACUAGAUGGUAGUCACUGUCCGCUCUGCCUUCCGGGUUGAUCCGUCACAGCAAAAAGAAAUGUGAUUUGAGAGGUGCUAUUGCCAAGCUUGUGGCUUCCUGUUAAGAAAACUACCUUAAUAAACAAAAGUUCUGAAAGGA
Antechinus flavipes (yellow-footed antechinus) is the source of this 1577-nucleotide messenger RNA. It is a transcript of the gene AHSG, whose product is annotated as alpha 2-HS glycoprotein. Gene Ontology annotation, molecular function: cysteine-type endopeptidase inhibitor activity. The record is from RefSeq and is a predicted model, not a curated record. The transcript is spliced from 7 exons. The coding region runs from base 45 to 1115 and encodes 356 amino acids. Gene Ontology annotation, biological process: negative regulation of endopeptidase activity. Gene Ontology annotation, cellular component: blood microparticle; extracellular matrix; extracellular region. NCBI's taxonomy places the organism in Eukaryota, Metazoa, Chordata, Mammalia, Dasyuromorphia, Dasyuridae.